CGGCGCGCAGGCGCGCCGACGGCUGGGAGCUUUGGCUGGGGCGGUGGGGCUAGUGCCGGUUGCCGCGUCCUGCUCCCUUUGACGCCCCCCUAGCGCGAAUAGCCGUUGCCAUGUCGUCGGUGAGCCCUAUCCAGAUCCCCAGCCGCCUCCCGCUGCUGCUCACCCACGAGGGCGUGCUGCUGCCCGGCUCCACCAUGCGCACCAGCGUGGACUCGGCCCGCAACCUGCAGCUGGUGCGGAGCCGCCUGCUCAAGGGCACGUCGUUGCAGAGUACUAUCCUGGGGGUCAUCCCCAACACGCCCGACCCGGCCAGCGACGCGCAGGACCUGCCGCCGCUGCACAGGAUUGGGACGGCUGCCCUGGCGGUUCAGGUUGUAGGCAGCAACUGGCCCAAGCCCCACUAUACUUUGCUGAUUACAGGCCUGUGCCGUUUCCAGAUUGUGCAGGUCUUGAAGGAGAAGCCAUAUCCUGUUGCCGAAGUGGAACAGUUGGACCGGCUUGAGGAAUUUCCCAACACCUGUAAAACUAGGGAGGAGCUAGGAGAACUAUCAGAACAGUUUUACAAAUAUGCAGUACAGUUGGUGGAAAUGUUGGAUAUGUCUGUCCCUGCAGUUGCUAAAUUGAGACGCCUUUUAGAUAGUCUUCCAAGGGAAGCAUUACCAGACAUUCUGACCUCAAUUAUUCGAACAAGCAACAAAGAGAAGCUCCAGAUUUUAGAUGCUGUGAGUCUAGAGGAGCGGUUCAAGAUGACCAUACCGCUGCUUGUCAGACAAAUUGAAGGCCUGAAAUUGCUUCAGAAAACCAGAAAACACAAGCAAGAUGAUGAUAAGAGGGUUAUAGCAAUACGUCCUAUUAGAAGGAUUACACACAUCCCAGGUGCCUUAGAAGAUGAGGAUGAGGAUGAAGAUCAUGAUGACAUUGUCAUGCUAGAGAAAAAAAUACGAACAUCCAGUAUGCCAGAACAGGCCCACAAAGUCUGUGUCAAAGAGAUAAAAAGACUCAAAAAAAUGCCUCAGUCGAUGCCAGAAUAUGCUCUGACUAGAAAUUAUUUAGAACUUAUGGUGGAACUUCCUUGGAACAAAAGUACAACUGACCGUCUGGACAUUCGAGCAGCCCGGAUUCUUCUGGAUAAUGAUCACUAUGCUAUGGAAAAAUUGAAGAAAAGAGUGCUGGAAUACCUGGCUGUCAGACAGCUGAAAAACAACCUGAAGGGCCCCAUUCUUUGCUUUGUUGGCCCUCCUGGAGUUGGUAAAACAAGUGUGGGAAGAUCAGUGGCCAAGACUCUUGGUCGAGAGUUCCACAGGAUUGCACUUGGAGGAGUGUGUGAUCAGUCUGACAUUCGAGGACACAGGCGUACCUACGUUGGCAGUAUGCCUGGUCGUAUAAUCAAUGGCUUGAAGACUGUUGGGGUUAACAAUCCAGUGUUCCUAUUAGAUGAGGUGGACAAACUAGGAAAAAGUCUGCAGGGUGAUCCUGCAGCAGCUCUGCUUGAGGUGUUGGAUCCUGAACAAAACCAUAACUUCACAGAUCAUUAUCUAAAUGUGGCCUUUGACCUUUCCCAAGUUCUUUUUAUAGCUACUGCCAACACAACUGCUACUAUUCCACCUGCCUUGUUGGACAGAAUGGAGAUCAUUCAGGUCCCAGGGUAUACACAAGAAGAGAAGAUCGAGAUUGCCCACAGGCACUUGAUCCCAAAGCAGCUGGAACAGCAUGGGCUGACUCCUCAGCAGAUUCAGAUCCCACAGGUUACUACUCUUGACAUCAUCACCAGGUAUACCAGAGAGGCAGGGGUUCGCUCUCUGGAUAGGAAGUUUGGAGCCAUUUGCCGAGCUGUUGCUGUGAAGGUGGCAGAAGGACAACAUAAAGAAGCCAAGUUGGACCAUUCUGAUGUGGCUGAGGGAGAAGGUUGUAAAGAACACAUCUUAGAAGAUGCAAAACCUGAAUCUAUCAAUGACGCUACGGACUUAGCCCUACCACCCGAAAUGCCGAUUUUGAUUGAUUUCCAUGCUCUGAAAGACAUCCUUGGGCCCCCAAUGUAUGAAAUGGAGGUGUCUGAGCGGUUGAGUCAACCAGGAGUGGCAAUAGGUUUGGCCUGGACCCCCUUAGGUGGGGAAAUCAUGUUCGUGGAGGCAAGCCGAAUGGAUGGCGAAGGUCAGCUGACUCUGACUGGCCAGCUAGGAGAUGUCAUGAAGGAGUCUGCCCAUCUCGCGAUUAGCUGGCUCCGCAGCAACGCGAAGAAAUACCAUCUGACCAAUGCUUCUGGAAAUUUUGAUCUUCUUGACAACACAGACAUCCAUCUGCACUUCCCAGCUGGUGCUGUCACAAAAGAUGGACCAUCUGCUGGAGUUACCAUAGUAACUUGUCUCGCCUCACUUUUUAGUGGGCGGCUGGUGCGUUCGGAUGUAGCCAUGACUGGAGAAAUCACAUUGCGGGGUCUCGUUCUUCCAAAAGAAGACUCAUGAGGGGAAAAAAAGUAUCAGUCUGGUCAUCGGCGAUGUCAGCCACUGAGGAAUUAACUGCAUUCCAAGAGACAGUAACGGUGGUUAAUACUAGCUGUGCUAGUAAUAGGAAAUGUAAAUACUUUACAGACCAUGAACUCUUCAACCUCCUAGUUCAAGAUGGUAGACUAAGCAGAGUGAAGGCAAUACAAGCACUCAGAAAUGAGCGGGGAGUCAGCAGCUGAGUUCAGCCAACUUCUGGAAGAAAGUAUCCUGGCUGAUGAAACAAUUGGAGAUAGAGACAGUCUUCCCAGCAGGAAUCUGGGAAAAACAAGGGCUCAUAACCAGAAAGCACAGACCAGGAGAGCAGGAAAGAAAUGGGAAACAAAAUGAGGGGAUUCAUAGAAAUCUCCAUAGAAUAAGUGGUUCUUCCACUUGCACUCAACCACGUCCAGGCUUUCCCAGCCUGGAAAGUUUGAGUAAGCCUCCAGUUUUAAACCUGUCCCAUGAGACAGAAGAAAAGCAGCAGCAUUUAAGAGAAAGACUUGCUAACGCUGGCGAAGACCAUUCAAGAACAGAGAAUAAGACAACUUGGAUUUAAAACUGUUUUAGAAUUAGUCAAAGAACUGUUCAGAAAAAAAUAAUAGAAAAAGCAGGCAGAUCCAACAUUGAGCUAUCAGGCAUUCUAGUAGACAGAAAAUGGAAUUGAACAUUUCCUAGAAUUGAAGGUUAUCUUCAGAUUGAAAGGGUCUACACCAGCUGGGAGAAAGAGGUCGUCCCCAAAGCCUUUCAGGUAACCAAGGAGAAAGUUCUCUCAUUCUCCUCAGUGACACCAGAUGUACGGUCCCUUCAAAAUUCUGAUGGAAAAUGACUUGAAGUCCAGUCUCAUAUACACCUUCAAUAAAAUGUGAAAGUAAAAUGGUUAUUUUCAUACAUGCAA
Molecule: messenger RNA, 3378 nt
Organism: Felis catus (domestic cat)
Lineage: Eukaryota; Metazoa; Chordata; Mammalia; Carnivora; Felidae
Gene: LONP2
Product: lon peptidase 2, peroxisomal
Exons: 16
Coding region: 111-2462 (783 amino acids)
Biological process (GO): protein processing; protein catabolic process; protein quality control for misfolded or incompletely synthesized proteins
Cellular component (GO): peroxisomal matrix
Molecular function (GO): ATP hydrolysis activity; ATP binding; ATP-dependent peptidase activity
Source: RefSeq, a predicted model, not a curated record